GACGAUCCAACUUUGUCGGUUUUUCCUCAACAAUAAUCGAUCCUUUUAACUCUUCGAUUGAUCCCAUCUUUCUUCGCAUUUUGCAUGUGGAUCUGCCACAAUGCCUAACCAGAAGAAAUCAAAGAAGGGCGGCGCUGCCAAAGACCAGGCCGACUCUGUGAUCAAGGAUCCUCGAUUUUCCAAUAUUCAAACAGACCCUCGGUAUCGUCUUCCGAGCAAACGCCAGACCCAUGUGAAACUCGACAAUCGUUUCGCGCACAUGCUGCGCGACAAGGACUUUUCCCGAAACGCCGCAGUUGAUCGCUACGGACGCAAGCUUGCCCGCGACGACACAAAGAAGCAGCUGGAGCGAUUCUACCAGCUGGAUGAGCAAAACGAUGAAGACGACGACGACGACGACGCAGAAGUUAGUGGCGAAGAUGACGAGGUGGUCCUGAGAGAAUUGCAGAAGGCCGAAUCGUACGAUCCUGCGCGAGACGGAGGGUUUUCGUCUUCAUCAUCCGAGGAGGAGAGUAGCGAUGAAGAAGAUGAGGAGGACGAGGCCGAGCUUGGCGGUGAGGAGCUUGACUUCCCCGACAAGCAACAGGCCGGUAUACCCACGGGCGACGUGACGAAGCGGAUUGCCGUGGUGAAUCUCGACUGGGACAACAUCCGGGCGGAGGACCUGAUGGCGGUGUUUUCCAGCUUCGCGCCCACGGGUGGCCGUGUCCAAAAGGUUGCGGUCUAUCCAAGUGAGUUUGGAAAGGAACGGAUGGAGCGCGAGGAGGCGGAGGGUCCUCCCCGGGAGAUUUUUGCGUCGGCAAAGGGUGACGAGUCCGAUGAGGAUUCCGAGGAGGAAUUCGAGGAGUUCGGCUCCGACGAGGACGAGGAAGAGAUCAAGAAGUCCAUGUUGAAAGAGGACAAGGGCGAGGAAUUCAACUCUACACAGCUACGAAAGUACCAGCUGGAGCGUUUGCGCUACUUCUAUGCAAUCCUCACGUUCUCAUCCAGGGAAGCUGCUAAGCAUGUCUAUGACCUGGUGGACGGUGCUGAAUACUUGUCGAGUGCCAACUUUUUUGACCUCCGCUUCGUGCCUGAAGACACCGACUUUUCCGACGACAAACCUCGGGAUCAAUGCACCCGGAUCCCAGAUGGCUACCAGCCCAACGAAUUCGUCACCGAUGCGCUACAACACAGCAAAGUUAAGCUGACGUGGGACAUGGAGGACAAGUCGCGCAAGGAAGCCCAGGCUCGCGCCUUCCGGGGCAGCCGGAAAGAUAUCGACGAGAACGAUUUGAAGGCCUAUCUUGCAAGUGACAGCUCCGACAACGAGAGCGAAGACGAGGAGGCCGUGGAAAUUGUCGACGCUACGAAGGGAGAUGGAAAGAGCUCUAAGAUCUCUAAGAAAGAGGACGAAAAGCAGCGUAUGCGAGCCCUUCUGGGCUUGAGCGCGGAGCCAUCCCGUGCGCCCAAAUCAGAUGGGCCCGUUGGUGAGAUGGAGGUUACUUUUACUUCCGGCCUUGCGGGAGGUCCUGAAAAGGAUGGAAUCUUUGAGAACGAGCCUGAAAAGGAUGAAACUACGCUUGAAAAAUACGUGCGCAAGGAGCGUGAGAGGAAGAAGAAGAGAAAGGAGAGGAUCAGGGCAGUCAGAGAAGGGGAAGACGGAGGCAAAGAGGAUGAAGAUCACGCCGUGGAGGGCAAGAAGAGCGAGGAUGCACCUGAGGGAGAGAAAGAAGAUAUGGGAUUCAAUGACCCGUUCUUCGACGAUCCUGGUGAGAAGAUGACGGCUGCAACCCGUCGUAAGGAGGAGAAGCGCAAGAAGAAGGCAGAGCGGGAGGCGGUUGAGGCGGCCGAAGCAGCCAAGCGCGCCGAGUUAGAGCUUCUGAUGAUGGACGAUGAGAACAAGGGCAUGCAGCAUUUCGACAUGAACGCCAUCGAGAAGGCCGAGAAACAGGCCGGCAAGAAGAAGAAGGGCAAGGGCAAGGGCAAACAGGCCCCCGAGGUCAAGGAUGAUUUCCAGAUGGAAGUCAGCGAUCCUCGAUUCUCUCGACUCUUCGAGAGCCAUGAGUUUGCGAUCGACCCGACUAACCCUCGGUUUAAGGGUACGUCGGGCAUGAAGGCACUGUUGGACGAAGGACGCAAACGGCGACGGGACCGGGACGAGCGUGGGGACGAGGACGAGGUCCCCACGCAGGACAAGAAGCAGAAGAAGAAGCAGAAGAAGGACGCACCCAAGCAAGGCAGUGAGGAUCUGAAGAGUCUGGUGGACAAAGUGAAGCGAAAGGCACAGCAUUAGGUGGUGUGCACAGUUGCAUUGUUAGUAGUUAAUUAGGAUACCUUUCAUUCAAUCAAAAUCGAACAUGUUUCCGAGGCAGUCCCCCCCUUCCAGCCGGGGACCCUGGGCAUAAAAGAGAGGCCUAUUGGAAUUCCAGGACAGGAUCCUGG
This is a messenger RNA of Aspergillus steynii IBT 23096, 2424 nucleotides long. RefSeq names its product pre-rRNA-processing protein ESF1. The record is from RefSeq and is a predicted model, not a curated record. The coding region runs from base 101 to 2275 and encodes 724 amino acids. The transcript is spliced from 2 exons. Gene Ontology annotation, molecular function: RNA binding. Gene Ontology annotation, cellular component: nucleus. Gene Ontology annotation, biological process: rRNA processing. Lineage: Eukaryota; Fungi; Ascomycota; Eurotiomycetes; Eurotiales; Aspergillaceae.